AUGUCCGAACGGCGGCCGAACCGCGGCACCACACGCCCCGGGCACGGCGCGAUACGAACUCCGCCCCCUCCGCCCCGCCCGCCGGCCAAUCAGAGACAGCAGAGCCCCGCCAUGGCCGCACCCCUCACUGUGCGUGCUGACGCCUCGGCGGAAGCCUCUCCACCGGGCGGAAGCGGUGGGUCGUGGCUGCCGAUGGCGGAGGGCGGCGCGGAGCCUGGGGACGAGGGCCCCGGGCCUGGCCCCGGGCUGGCCCUGGUCGAGGGCAGCGCCGGCCGCGCCGGCCGUGUCGGGGAGCCCGGGGACCUAGUGGCCCUGGCCCAGCAGGUGCAGCAGGCCAAUGACUUUGUCCGAGCAAAUGCCUGCAACAAACUGACAGUCAUAGCUGAGCAGAUCCGGCACCUGCAGGAGCAGGCGCGGAAGGUCUUGGAUGAAGCUAACAGGGAUGCUGAUCUGAACCACGUGGCCUGCAACCUUGUGAAGAAGCCAGGAAAUGUUUACUACAUGUACAGGCGGGAGAGUGGGCAGCGGUAUUUCUCCAUCCUGUCUCCUAAGGAAUGGGGUACCACUCCCCAUGAAUUUCUUGGCGCCUAUAAGCUCCAGCAUGACAUGUCCUGGACUCCAUUUGAGGACAUAGAGAGACGAGAUGCUGAAAUAACUGUCCUGGAGAAGCUGCUGAGCCAGCCGGCAGCACUGCCUCUGUGCAUGGAGCCCAACUUCCAGGGCCUGACCAAGUCACACAAGUGACCACACAGGACCCCCUGAGCAGAGUCCCUGAGUGAGGGGACACAGUACCUGUACGCUGCCAAAGGCAGGGUGGAAAGAGACCAAGAAACAAAAAUGCUGAUUGCUUUUGUGCUUUAAAGAGACUAAUUCUGAAUUCAGUCUUACUGGAUUUUCUAGUAAUUCAAUAAUUGACUUCAUUGACCUAUGCCAAGCUGUAGCAAGAGGCAGGUGAUACCAGGAGGUGUGAGUUCCAAGAGUGCUCGGAGCAAAAAGCAGAAAUGUUUGGGAUAGAUGUGCUAAUACUGUAAAAUAAUAUCUCCUAUCUGCCUGGCUCUGGUGUACCUCCCUGUGAAAUGCAUCAGGUAAUGAUCUCAGGGCUGGAUUUUCCCCCUUAUUAAAAUGCACAUUUAGAGAGCUCUGUGGUCUGGGAAGAGUAGUCAAAAGCUUGUGCAAAGGGUCUGCUGUGAUGAUUCUUCUGGUCUCUGUCCUAGCUGGUCUGAAUCUGGGAACAUGAAGCUUUUCUCUGGAAAGAGCAUCCUCAAAAGUGCCA
Messenger RNA from Vidua macroura (Pin-tailed whydah), 1273 nucleotides. It is a transcript of the gene C23H1orf50, whose product is annotated as chromosome 23 C1orf50 homolog. The record is from RefSeq and is a predicted model, not a curated record. Bases 1 to 744 code for a protein of 247 amino acids. NCBI's taxonomy places the organism in Eukaryota, Metazoa, Chordata, Aves, Passeriformes, Viduidae. The transcript is spliced from 4 exons.